CUUGCCUUCGUAUUUAUGUCAUUAAACGCUACAAAGUGCGAAAAAAGAGAAAGUUUCCUCAAAGAAAGUGUAUAAUUUGGUAGCAACAAGCUAGUUUAAAGGAUUUCUUCUUGUUGUUUUCAAAUUAACGGUCAGAAACACAGAGGUAGUUGAACGCGGCACACGCCUCGUACAGUUACACAUACACUUUAAUUUUGCGUUUAUAAAAAGCGGACGUGUGCCGUUUUUAGUGUCGAUGCACUACCGCGUAUAUCAAGAAUUAUAUGUGAUAUAAAUCUUCCAAAAAGUCUGAAAUUAAAGGGACGAUAUCUAUGUUUCGGUGUCGCGCGCGCACAUCUGACAGAAAAUAACGGUUUGACAAAAGCUACAAAAACUAGCAGUGGAUUAGCCGUAAAUUGGGGUGCAUGCCUGAGGCAAAGAAAGACCCAGAACAUCAGCUUGGUGAAAGAGCUCUCUUGUGAAGAACAGAACUGAUGCAGCCAUAGAUUUCUGAGAAUCAUACACGUAUUUAACCAUUCUCUACUGAUAUUCCACUUGUUUGAUAUUCAGAAGCAUGAGUGGUAGAAAUCGGACAGGUGCUUCAGCCAGCCAGCUGUGCCAUGCAUCGUCCUUUUCCGCUCAGCCGCCUCGUGUGCUAAUAGUCGACACCUCACCACCUUGGUGGUCAGAGACACGUUCGGUCCUGUGUGAGGCCCUUGAGAACUUCCUCACUUUGGCAAGCAGUAUGGAGGGACCUUGUCGAGUACCUCUGCUCAGUCUCUAUGCAGUGAACCUGCAGCAGGAGUGUCUGCUGCCAUUUGUGCAGGUGAAGGGGAAUCUUGUGCGCUUACACUCAUGUGUGGAGGAGCUGCGUUCUCUGCCUACGGAGGGCUGUAUACAGCCACAUGUCGAGCUUCUUAAACAGUCAGUGCUGGACAGCCUGCAGCAAUACAAACAAUUCAUCUGCCAUGCUAACCCGGGGAACAGUGUGUACAGCAGGUCUAUAGAUGUGACAGUAGUGAGCAGUGAACCGGGCCAGGCUGUACUCAGGCAGAUGGAACGGGGCCUGAAGGACUGUGACCUGGUCAGCCUGCGACGACUGGUGGUUGUCCACAUUACCGUAGAACAGAACCUUUCAGACAGAGAGCCAACCUGGAGCCCAGAAUCCUGCUCUGCAGAGGGCAUGGAACACCCAGACGAUGAUAUUAUGCUAGGAGCUGAGAUGGACUUGCAGCUAGUGGAGAACAGUGUCAUCGCUGUGGAGAACAUUCUGAAAGCAUGGCUUCAUGACCAAACAGGAGACAGAGAGCACCUUCAGCUCCUGUUACCUGCAUCAGUUCACGCAAACAGUCCAAAACCCAUUCCUGCUCACAGACCUGAAGCUGUGUGUAUAAAGUGUGACAUGCAGGAAACGCUUGUGAGCCCAGCUCUUCUCCCCUUCACCCCUGACCUUGGAGCCAAAACUGAGAACAUCCGGGACUUCCCUCCAGCAAGCCAGAGCCAGUCCAAUCACAACUCGGGACCGCAGAGACUCCGAGUUAUCAAAGCUCUGCGUGCAGAAGGAGUGUGCCAGUCUGUUCUGUACGGCCUUCCACUAGUCAUCAGACCAACAACUUGCUGGCAGCUGGACUGGGAAGAGAUGGAGAGCAACCAUCAGACCUUCCAUGCUCUCUGCCACACACUCCGAAGCCGUGACUGGUUUCUCUUAGUGCGGACAGAGACCGAGUUUCGUUCUGCAUCCAGUGUGUUUUCCUACUACGUGCUCCAGUCUUCAGCCUCCCUCGCUCUUUUACUAAAACCUGUCCUCACUCGGGAAUUAAUGCUACCUUGUAAUCUGCCUAGCGUAAAUGAGGACCCACCACUCAGCACACUCAAUAUGGUGGAGAGGUGUCUGGAGCAACUGGAGACAGAUCCUGUGUUUAACCCUCUGUGUCUGAGCUGUAAUCUCUACCCAUACCUGAGGAUGAGAGGCCUCCUCUCUCGCACCUUCAGCUCUCGCUCUCAGAGCCAAACACGAGGCCAACGUAGAGACACAAACCGACCAGCAGAGGGCUCCACACCUCGGCAGUUGCAGCAAGGUCGUGUCAGAGCCAUGGUUGCUCCUCUGGCCUCUGCAACCCCAGCCAAGAUGUCUCGCCCCCCUCUGACCCUGAGCCACUCACGGCCCUCCCUCUGCUUUGUGGACGAUGACGUGGAUUACGAUCUUCUUAUGACAAUGUGAGCGUGAGAGUGCUAAAAUAGUUUGAGUUCUGAACAGACCGUUCUUAUUUGGUUUUUGGUUAGUGUAUGUUUAGACACGACACUGGUCUAAAUUAGCAUAAACGGAUACACCACACCAUAGCACAGUGCACUGCAAAGCCAACCAGAAACUUCACUUCUUAUCUGCAUGUUUCCAUAUACUGUUUAACAGACUAACUGACAAUAGUAUUUGAAGCAAAUUCUGAAGCUAGAUAAAUUUGAGUUAAUUCACUAUUCACUCAUCUCAAUGUCCUAUGGGAAAAAAUAUACAGAUGUGUUUAUAAGUUUCAGUAUCAAGUCAGUACUCCAAACAAGACAGCCCAUUAAUAAUUUAAAACAAUUCCUAAGCACCACAAUUUUUAACGAGUCAGGGAUUAAACAGGGUUUGUUCCACUCACUGGUCUCUAUUAGAGGACAACAUGGCAGCCUUACAGUGCAGCACACACCAGCUGUUUAUGCGUCUGCAGCUGUUAAACAUUAGAGCAGAUAAAAUGCCUCAUUCUUUGCUAAAACACUGGGGAAAAAAUGAUAGACAUUGUUAACGCCCCUACUUUGGCCCUAGAUGGUAAGAACAUAAGCACACAAAAUAAAGCAGUUUUAAAGCAAGAUUAAAACUGCUUUAAAAUUAGUAUUGCCAAAUUGGUUGGUCUGGCUCUCACACACACACACACACACACACACACACACACACACACACACACACACACACACACACACACACACACACACAUA
Tachysurus fulvidraco (yellow catfish) is the source of this 2949-nucleotide messenger RNA. RefSeq names its product meiosis 1 associated protein. Lineage: Eukaryota; Metazoa; Chordata; Actinopteri; Siluriformes; Bagridae. Gene Ontology annotation, biological process: meiosis I; spermatogenesis; male meiosis chromosome separation. The record is from RefSeq and is a predicted model, not a curated record. Bases 554 to 2200 code for a protein of 548 amino acids. The transcript is spliced from 11 exons.